Messenger RNA from Prunus mume (Japanese apricot), 1299 nucleotides. RefSeq lists its product as uncharacterized. The record is from RefSeq and is a predicted model, not a curated record. NCBI's taxonomy places the organism in Eukaryota, Viridiplantae, Streptophyta, Magnoliopsida, Rosales, Rosaceae.
AUGGGGAGAUCAGCAUCAGGGUGGUGUGAUGAAAAGAGCAGCUUAGUAAAGAAAGGGCCAUGGACACCAGAGGAGGAUGAAAAGCUGGUGGAAUACAUAAAAAGAUAUGGGCAUGGGAGUUGGAGAGCUCUGCCCAAGCUUGCAGGCUUGAACAGGUGCGGAAAGAGUUGCAGGCUCAGAUGGACCAACUAUCUCAGGCCUAAUAUCAAGAGGGGAAACUUCUCCCAGGAAGAAGAGCAAACCAUCAUCAACCUCCAUGCUCUUGUUGGAAACAAAUGGUCGGCCAUAGCUAAUAAUCUUCCAGGAAGGACGGAUAACGAAAUCAAGAACUUUUGGAAUACCCAUUUGAAGAAAAAGUUGCUCCAAAUGGGCAUCGAUCCUGUUACCCAGAGGCCAAUCACAGCUAAUAAUAGUGAUAAUAAUAUUCAUCAUCUGUACUAUCUCAUGAUCAAUCAUAUUCUCUCCAGUUUGGCACCGCAGUUGCUUGCUUCUUCUUCUUUUUCUGGCACAUGCGGCAGCUUGGCUAAUAAUAAUUUGAUAAUGAAUAUGAAUCCAUGGGGCAUUAAUAAUAAUGCUGAUCUCAUGAGGCUCCACUACUUCGACGCCAAAAUCCAAGUCCUGCGAAACAUACUAGUACAACAAUUCCUAAGCAGCACUAACACUCCAAAUGUCGAAGCAACUUUUAAUUAUCUUUUGCCCUCGUAUUCAUCAUCAUCAGUUCAUGAUCAUAUUGAUCAUGAAUAUUCAAGAGUCAAUAUUAAUCAUAAUAAUUAUUCUCCUCAUCUCCAAGGUUUUAGCAACGGCGGCGCCCCAAUUGGUUUUGUUCCACAAAAUCCCACUCAUGCUAGUGCUCAGCCGUCCAACUUAAAUUCAAACAUUUCAAGCCUACUCAAAGCUCUUCAUGAGCUUGAUCAUAGCCAGCCGCCACGUGCCCCCCCGGUACUAGUACCGUCCAGCGGCAGCGGGAAGUCUGAUAAAUUAUUGGGAUAUGAUGAUCAUGCACCCUUCUUCUCUAGUACUACUGGCUCAAACAAGAUUUGUACCAACAACAACAACAACAGAGAUCGUAGCUCAUCGUCAUAUGCAACUCCAACAGAUGAUCAUGAUCAAUUACCACUUUUGGUCAGCUCAGCUGCACCCUCUCCCGAAAGUUCCGCUGCCAAUCCCACUGUGGACAACAGUAUCUCAAAUACUACUUAUUCAACCACCUUUGAAGCUUGGGGGAAUCCUCCUGAUCCUAUGGAUCACGACGAUGAAGCAACUAAUCACUCCUACUGGAAAGACAUCAUAAUGGAGUAA